UCUGUCACUAUGUUUCUGUUUGUGUACCUGGUGCUGCUGCUGGUCAGCGGUGCACAGACUGGUUUUUAUGGUGUUGUCUACACCUACUCUUUUCUUGACCUUCAAGAGUCUGGGUACUUCGUCAUCAAUAACGAGAAGCUGAGCUUCAGCUCAUGUGAAGAGUAUGACUUAUUUGUUUGUUCUGGAAACUGCAGUGGGCAGCCAGUUUUUACAAUUGAUGAAAGCAGAGGAGAAUGGUGUCAGAAAGAGUUUCUUUUCGCUUUACCCAAUGCAUCGCUCACUACAUUUUAUACUCCAGCUGUUUAUUCAAACUGGACAGAAAACAGAAAUGGGAUUGAAUUAUCUGCAGCAGAGGUGCGGAUUGAGUUGAGAAACCGGUCUGACAUCCACAAACCCAACUCAUCACCACGGACCAACAUCCUCCCUCUAGUGAGAGUUCCUUCAAACUGUCAGAGAAACAUCAACCUGUUGGUCUCUGACCCAGAUGGAGACGAGGUUAGAUGCAGAUAUGCAGCUGGUUUAGAGUGUCACACCUGCACACCACCGUCUGUGCUCACCGUCUCACCAGCUUGUACUCUGUCAUUCAGUCCCACUAACAGCAGCGCUGAAGGUCCGUAUGCAGUGCAGCUGACAGUUGAAGACUUUCCCAGACAGUCCAUCAUUCUGACCAAUGGCAGUAAUUCACAAGAGGUGAUAACUACCAGCAACUCGCUCAGCAAGAUCCCUGUUCAGUUUGUUUUCAGAGUCGAUCCAGCAGCUCCAUCCUGCACAGAGGGUGUGUAUCUGCCCAGGUUCCUGCCUCCAACUCCUGAGAACGGAGCUCAGAUCUACACCGAUGUUAACCAGACUGUGCAAAUCAACAUCAGAGCCGAGGCAACCCAGGCUGUGAUCACCGAGCUCCUGUUCAGCGGGCCGCUCAAUGUAGCCAAGAGUUCAUCAGGAUCGGGAAACUUCACACUGACGUGGACUCCAUCUGCCAUCGACGCGGAACUGAGCCACACUUUCUGCUUUGUUGUUCAAGCAAAUUCAUCCAGCUCUGUUUACCAGUCUGACCUUCGAUGCAUCUUUGUGACAACUAGAAGCAACCCAACAACCCCAAUUCCUCUGACUACAACUACAGCUACACUCACACCAUCCUUCACAACUACACCUCCACCAAAUACAACCAGACAACAGACGACAACAACUACAACUCUUUCAUCCACCAUCCCAAACUCAACGCCAAACCCAGGACCAUAUUACGUUUUGGCUCUGAAUGCAAAGAUCUCCACUACUCUAUCACUGAAGAAUAACACUGAAGCCAUCCUACAGCAGAUGAAAGAUGAGCUGAUAAGACAAGGGCUGCCAUCGGACAUAAUUCUGAAGCUGAUAAACAGUGUUGAACUGGAAGUUACAAUCACCUGAUCUUUGCUGGGGAAAUGGAUUUUGAUUCUUAAUCUUUCUCUCAUCUGCUUCAUGGGGUUAUGCUUAUUUUAAUCAAUGUUAAUGAAAAUGUACUAUUUUGUUGAAUGUGAAAUAAUAUUGUAAAAUCAGAAGGCUAUUAUGCAUGUAAUUUCCAAUUGUUUAUCAAUUAAUCCAAACUGGGGGAAAAUGAAUGUGAUAUGGAUUUUUUUGGCCUAAUAAUAUAGAUUAGGAAUAAAUCAAAUCUUUUGAGGGACAGUUUUGAGAUCAAAACUUGGGACUUUGUUAGUUUUAAGAAGAACUUGGUGCCCCAAACCAAAGAUCCUCCAUGUACCAGUAACUUAACAUGUAACCCAAACAAUAAAGACAAUAA
Fundulus heteroclitus (mummichog) is the source of this 1774-nucleotide messenger RNA. Its product is annotated as mucin-5AC-like. The transcript has 11 exons. The record is from RefSeq and is a predicted model, not a curated record. NCBI's taxonomy places the organism in Eukaryota, Metazoa, Chordata, Actinopteri, Cyprinodontiformes, Fundulidae. The coding region runs from base 10 to 1404 and encodes 464 amino acids.